This is a messenger RNA of Lotus japonicus, 1299 nucleotides long. RefSeq names its product serpin-ZX-like. Bases 44 to 1222 code for a protein of 392 amino acids. The record is from RefSeq and is a predicted model, not a curated record. Gene Ontology annotation, molecular function: serine-type endopeptidase inhibitor activity. The transcript has a single exon. NCBI's taxonomy places the organism in Eukaryota, Viridiplantae, Streptophyta, Magnoliopsida, Fabales, Fabaceae.
ACUAAAUGCAGGUACUUUGUUCCUCGGAAAAUCAGAACGAACAAUGGAACUCCAAAAAUCAAAAUCGAAGAAAUCAAACGAUGUUGCUCUGAGCUUCACAAAACAUCUAUUCUCAAAGAACCAUUAUGAGAAGAAGAAUCUCGUCUUUUCGCCCUUCAUUCUCAACGCUGCUCUUAGCGUCAUGGCUGCUGGUUCCGAAGGCCGCCCACUCCACGAGCUUCUCUCCUUCCUCCGAUUUGACUCCGUCGACGACCUCACCACUUUCUUCUCUCAUCUCCUCUCCGCUGCUGCUGCUCCUUAUAAUCUCUCUUUUUCCAAUGGAUUGUGGGCUGAUAAAUCGCUUCAACUUUCUCAUUCAUUCAAACAACUUGUGGCCACUCAUUACAAGGCCACUCUCAAUUCAGUUGACUUUAAGACCCAGGGUGAUCAAGUGCACCAUGAAGUGAAUUCAUGGAUUGAAAAAGAGACUAAUGGCCUUAUUACACAGGUUCUUCCUCCCGGAACAGUAACCAAAUUAACCAAACUUAUCUUUGCAAAUGCAAUAUACUUCAAGGGUGCCUGGAAACAUGACUUUGACCGUAGACCAUACCAUCAUAAAUUUGAUCUCCUUAAUGGCACUAGAGUCCGGGUUCCUUUCAUGACAAGUGAGAAGGAUCAGUUCAUUAGGGCUUUUGAUGGUUUUAAAGUCCUCCGUCUUUCUUAUAAGCAAGGUGGAGAUAAAAAACGCCGCUUCUCCAUGUACAUUUUUCUUCCUGAUGCAAUACAUGGACUUUCAACUUUAAUUGAAAAGUUGUCUUCAGAAUCUGAUUUCUUGAAAGACAAGCUUCCUCGGCGAAAAGUGCAAGUAAAUUCCUUCAUGAUUCCAAAAUUCAAUAUUUCUUUUUCAUUUGAAGCUUCUAAGGUGCUGAAGGAGCUUGGAGUGGUUUCACCUUUCUCUCAAUGGGAUAAUGCUUUGGAUAAAUUAUACGUGGAAAGCAUAUCUCACAAAGCUCUCAUUAAAGUAAAUGAAAAUGGCACUGAAGCAACAGCAGCCACUAUUGUGGAGAAGAUAUUUCUAGGUUGCUCUCCACCACGUCCGGUUGGAAUAGAUUUUGUAGCUGACCACCCUUUCCUCUUCUUAAUCAGAGAAGAUUUUACCGGAACAAUCCUCUUCGUUGGGCAGGUGGUCAAUCCUCUUGAUGGAGCAGCCACGCCGGUGAAGGUUAGCAACCUCUAUAGCUGAUUACAUUUCAUGAUUAGGACUUAUUCCUUCCUAUUGUGAUGGGGCUUGGCCUCUAAUCUGUGGCAUGUUUUAUUUAC